AGAAAGUUUGGGAGGCAGGUUCAACUUGGUGGGGAAUUCCUCUCCCCCGCCCACACUCUCCAACGCCCAGGGGGCGGCAGGGUCAGAGCUCUCAGGGCAUGAAUCAGUCUCCCCUCCAGGCUCCGCAAAGGCACGCUCCGCCCUGUCCCGGAUCAGAAGGACGCUCACCCCACAUAAAGCAGCGGCACCCACCACGCUGGAACUCAGACUGCCUCGAGGUUGGACGCUGUGCACCUUCCUCCCGCUGGCACAUUCUGGGGACGCCUCACCCCACGGGCGGCUUGAAUCCAGACACCAUGUACUCUGUUCACCCCCUCCGGCUGGUGCUUCUGCCGCUGCUCCUGGUGGGAACUGCGCUGGGAGAUGCUCCUCAAGCGCCGCCAGGAAAUAACGCGGAGAUCUGCCUCCUGCCCCCGGACGAAGGGCCCUGCCGGGCCCGGAUCCCCAGUUACUACUAUGACAGGUAUACGCAGAGCUGCCGCGAGUUCAUGUAUGGGGGCUGCGAGGGCAAUGCCAACAAUUUCGAAACUUGGGAGGCCUGCGAUGAAGCUUGCUGGAGGAUACAGAAAGUUCCCAAGAUUUGCCGGUUGGAAGUCAGUAAGAGGCAGUGUGGGGAGCUCAGAGAAGUGUAUUUCUUCAAUCUAAGUUCCAUGGCAUGUGAAAAAUUCAUAUCUGGCGGGUGUCACAGCAGUGAGAACCGGUUCCCGGAUGAAGCUACUUGUAUGGGCUUCUGUGCACCAAAGAAAGGUCCAUCAUUUUGCUAUAGUCCAAAAGAUGAGGGACUAUGCUCUGCUAAUGCAACUCGCUAUUAUUUUAAUCCAAGACACAAAGCCUGUGAGGCCUUCACCUAUACUGGCUGUGGAGGGAAUAACAAUAACUUUGUUAACGUGAAGGACUGCAAACGCGUUUGUGUAAAAGCCUUGAAAAAGGGAAAGAACAAGAAGAUGCCAAAGCUUCUCUUUGCAAGUAGAAGACUGAAAAUUAAGAAGAAGCAAUUUUAACCCCUUUUUUUUUCCCCGUAUGUCAUCUUGUGAAUGCCUUUAUGAUUAUAUCUGAAGGAUAAUAUGGUAACACAAGUAAGCGAAUCAUUAGUGAUUUAUUCACCAGUUCUUAUAUUUUUAAAUUUGUGUAUUUUUUAUACAUAACUAGCUGCUAUUCAAAUGCGAAUCUAUUAUUUUAAAUUUAAUGUUCAACUAUUUUUUUAUGAGGUUAAAUUCUUGCUGUGCAUAAGAUAUAAAAGCAAAUAUGACUCACCCAGUUCUUGGGGUUGCUCUCCCUGACUUCAGAAGAUGAUAGUAACUGAAAAAUAUAAGACAAUAUAAUCAUAUUCUUUUAACACAUAGGAUUAUAAAAAGGACCAGCAAAUAUAUUUAAUUUUGCAUUUAAAAGUCAGAUUAUAUUUUGGGGCCAAGGAGACAAACUUGCAGACUUACCAACACUUCAAAAAAUGUUACAAAUGCUACUAUGUAGACACUGCUAACUUACUUCUAUUUCUACAGUGUCAUUUAAAAGAUAAUAAAAUAAAGUAACUUUUUUGACUGAAUUAAAAAGCUAGUAAAGUAAUUACAACCAGAAAUGCACUCCUCGGGUCGGGGUGGGGGGAUUCUCUGUCUCUCUCUCUCUUCAUCUAUCCAUCCAUCCCCACUCAGCGUUAAAAUUUUUGUACUGUUCAAGGUGCUUAUUUAUACUAUACCAGAGACAAUGCAUAAAUUUAAUAAUUUAAAUUCCACUAAUAAAAUAUUCCUGAUAAAUAUGA
This is a messenger RNA of Delphinapterus leucas (beluga whale), 1756 nucleotides long. It is a transcript of the gene TFPI2, whose product is annotated as tissue factor pathway inhibitor 2. Gene Ontology annotation, molecular function: serine-type endopeptidase inhibitor activity. The record is from RefSeq and is a predicted model, not a curated record. NCBI's taxonomy places the organism in Eukaryota, Metazoa, Chordata, Mammalia, Artiodactyla, Monodontidae.